AUGGACAAUUUUGUUGAAAAUCAGAUUUUUGAUAUUGAGAACGAUUAUUCUUUUCUGAGUGAACUAGAAAGUUCUUUUUCUAGUUAUUGCAAUGUGAUUUCUAUUAGUAAUGAAUCUACGGGUGAAGAUUCCUUAUACAAGCAUUUCGUGUAUGAUACUCAAUCUGGUUGGAAAAAUUACAUUACUAGUUGCAUUGAGAGUUAUCUUCAGUCUCAAAUCUGCAGUGAUACGCCCAUUCUAAGUAAUAGUGGUGACAGUUCUAUUUCGGGGUGCAGUGGUUUCACUCUAAGUGAAAGCUCUAAUGAAAGCAAGCCAACUAUAAACUACGCGGAUUUGUGGGUUCAAUGCGAAGAUUGUUAUGGAUUAAAUUAUAAGAAAUUUUUUAAAUCAAAAAUGAAUAUUUGUGAACACUGUGGAUCUCAUUUAAAAAUGGGUAGUUCAGACAGAAUCGAACUUUUGAUCGACCCCGGUACUUGGGAUCCUAUGGAUGAGGACAUUGAGUGGGAAGAGGAUCCUUCUGAUAUUGAUCAUCAAAAAGAUGAUCCUUCUGAUAUUGAUCAUCAAAAAGAUGAUCCUUCUCAUUUGAAUUCUAUUUCUGAUAAAAUUGCUCGUUUGAAUGCUAUUUCUUUUAAGAAACUUUAUCGUUUGAAUCCUUCUGCUGAAAAACUUUCUCAUAUUUAUAUCGAUCUUAUCGAUGAUCCUUCUGAUAUUGAUGAUCCUUCUGAUAUUGAUGAUCCUUCUGAUAUUGAUGACUCUUCUGAUAUUGAUGACUCUUCUGAUGAUUUUGAUCGAUCUUAUAAAGAUAAGGUUGAUUCUUAUCAAAGAGAGACAGGAUUGACUGAGGCUGUUCAAACAGGCGUAGGUCAACUAAACGGUAUUCCGAUAGCAAUUGGAGUUAUGGAUUCUGAGUUUAUAGGGGGCAGUAUGGGGUCCGUAGUCGGAGAGAAAAUCACCCGUUUGAUUGAAUAUGCUACCAACCAAUUUCUACCUCUUAUUAUAGUGUGUGCAUCCGGAGGGGCGCGCAUGCAAGAAGGAAGUGUGAGCUUGAUGCAAAUGGCUAAAAUAGCGUCUGCCUUAUUUGAUUAUCAAUCAAAUAAAACGUUAUUGUAUGUAUCAAUCCUUACAUCGCCUACUACUGGCGGGGUAACAGCUAGUUUUGGUAUGUUGGGAGAUAUCAUUAUUGCCGAACCAAAUGCCUACAUUGCAUUUGCGGGUAAAAGAGUAAUUGAACAAACAUUGAACAUAACAGUUCCUGAAGGUUCACAAGUGGCUGAACAUUUAUUCGAGAAGGGUUUAUUCGAUCUAAUCGUCCCACGUAAGCUUUUAAAAAAUGUUCUGAGCGAGUUAUUUAAGUUCCACGCCCUCCUUCCUGUGAAUUCCAAUUCAAUCAAGUAG
Molecule: messenger RNA, 1395 nt
Organism: Striga asiatica
Lineage: Eukaryota; Viridiplantae; Streptophyta; Magnoliopsida; Lamiales; Orobanchaceae
Source: the annotation of a GenBank genome assembly